AUGUCGAAGAUUCUGUUCGUUCUCUGCCUUAUUGCAAUCCUUGCUACGUUUGUUGUAGCGGAGCUUACGGCCGCCGAUGAAGACAACACACUCUCUGAGACUGAGUUCUUCCCACCUGCGAAUCGCGCGAAGCGCGGCGUCUGCAAGGCCGUGUUUAAGGCGCGAUGUUGCGGCAAACAUGCUUGCGAUCGGCAGGGAUGCUUCUUGACCAUGUGUGCGCUGUGCUGUUCU
Molecule: messenger RNA, 231 nt
Organism: Mesorhabditis spiculigera
Lineage: Eukaryota; Metazoa; Nematoda; Chromadorea; Rhabditida; Rhabditidae
Source: the annotation of a GenBank genome assembly